Ruditapes philippinarum (Manila clam) is the source of this 2085-nucleotide messenger RNA. RefSeq lists its product as uncharacterized. NCBI's taxonomy places the organism in Eukaryota, Metazoa, Mollusca, Bivalvia, Venerida, Veneridae. Bases 103 to 1662 code for a protein of 519 amino acids. The transcript is spliced from 2 exons. The record is from RefSeq and is a predicted model, not a curated record.
UCCCGUGACCCCUCCUGUGACGUCAAUCAGAAUUGCUGUUUUCCUAAAGAAAUUGUAUCAACAUCGAAAACUUUGGUUUCUAAUAGUAAAUGUCUAUAUCCGAUGAUAGGGCAAGUUGGAAGAUCAUUUCGACGGCUUUAUCAAUCUUACUGGGUUAUUAAUGAUGUCCGAAACUAUAAUGUUGGCACAGGACAUUCCAUUCUGCCAAAUUUGAAAUGUGGGGAUGAAAAGACUGAUCCAUGGGGCUCGUUUAUACCAGUAUUUUCAAAAUCAACAAGGAAAAUAUAUAACAACAGCGCAUGUGCAGAAGCUGAUAAUGUAACCGAUGGUGUAUUGUGGAAUUUUAUUAUAAAUUGUAAAUAUUUGCCCAACACAAUACACAUAAACGAUAUACCUCAAUAUAUUUCUAACUUACAUCAGAAUUCAUUUCCAAAAAUCUGCCAUUUGCAUUUUAAAUAUCCUGGAAAUAUCUUUGACCUUAAGUCUGAAAGGUGCUAUACAAACUUGAUCAGCACUUGCGCAAAUGAAAAGUUCGCUAUACCCGGAAACAUAAAUCUUACAAUGUCACAAAUCAGGCAGGCUUGCACAAGUGGACUUGUUUCACCUUAUCGAGCGACAGAUAUGUAUGCAAAUGUGUUUUGUCAUAUUUGCAAUGGCAACAGAUACUCAGAGAGGGACAAAUGCUAUAUUGAUGCUGACGGGACUCGAAGAUUUAGCGGGUUUUUUAUGCACUUUCAUGUAGAUGGAAUAUUCCUUUCAGAAACAUUCCGCAGACUUAAAGAAAUGAAGACAGUUCCACCUCCAUGCCCUGAAAAUUAUGUAUUUGAUAGGAUGAAUGAAACCUGCAGACACGUUUAUUGUCCGUCUGGUCAACUACGGGAUAAGAAUAAUAAAUGUGUGUUUUGGGUGAAGAAAAUAUUCAUGAACAAACUAGAUAUCAACAUUAUGCUGACAGCUGAUACCGUGUUUGACAUUAGAGAGACAUUUACUAGUAACAACUUUAGUUUGAGUCACGAAUGGCCGCCGCGUCUCUGGAUAAUCAAAUCAGUCUCUAAAAGAAUCCUUAAUACACACAUGCACAGGAAUCUCUAUAUUAAAAUGAUUAAUCUUUUCCCAAAAGCGUACACAUGGAAGCUUCUAAAAAGCAUUUGGAAGUUAUUAAAACUACCUUGGACGUUGACGUUGAGUAAUGGAACAUUAAUUUCCAUGUCUGCUGAACUUGGAUUUGACACAAAGCUCUUCUCCAAUGAUGACUCAAUACAAACUCUAAAUAAAGACGAAAUAAACAGAAUGACAUUUGAUCUCCCGCAAUUCAGCGAUUUACAUGAUGAGAAAUUCAUCCGGUUUUUUACGAGUUCUUUUGUUGUCACGAAGAUGUAUUUCUGCGAGCAGAUCGAAUUAAACCCAUCCGAGUACGAGUUAUGGGACAAACGUGUCUUGUACAAUAAGAUUACAAAUCAGCCACUGUUUAAUGGUGAAUUUGCAAUAACUACGGCGCCGCAUUUCGAAGGGAAGAUGAGAGCGAGAGUCUGUUUGGAGGAUUCGGGAUUGAUGGAAUCAGAUGUUAUUAAACGUGUCGUUAAAUCUGGCUCAGCCAGAGUUGCUUUCUUUUACUCGUUUUCAGCUGUCAUUUGGUUGUCUCUUGUCGCAACAUGCUUGUAAUUAUGAACUUCAAAAUAACUUUAGCUUUACGUACAGUAAAUCCGACAUAAUUAAAAUUUGACUCACUAAAUUACAUUAAGUCGUAAAUUUGAGAAGAAAAUGAAUGACAGAAACUAUAUCAUUUUAUGGUCAGAUAUGGACAACCACUGUGACAAAUUCUUUGGAAAUGAGAUGCAUGUACUUUUCUUAGCUUGUGUAUGGCAUUUAUUAAAAAUACAAACGUAGGUUUUACAGUCGUCAAAUCAACUAUGUGGAUAUUAACAAGCACACAUGGAAAAGCAUCAUGCUUGACUCAACAUUAGCAUAGAUGACAUAGUCUAGUUGUCGAAAAUGCCAUAUUUAUGACAAUACUGACGAUAUUUAGAACUUUACUUUUGUAAAAAUGUCCUCAGUAGUAUACAGUUUUGUGCUGGUCUUUAGAAA